Cladocopium goreaui is the source of this 1560-nucleotide messenger RNA. Lineage: Eukaryota; Dinophyceae; Suessiales; Symbiodiniaceae. The record is from the annotation of a GenBank genome assembly.
AUGGCUUCAACGGCUACUCCUGGUUCAUCCAAGAACCCCAUGUACAUCAGCCCUGCUCCCACGGAGCUUGAUCGACCCCCUGUCUUGGACUACUGGUCCAUUCCUAGUGGUGAUUCCAUGGGAAUUGUAGGGGAUUCCGACGAGGAUUCUUUUGAUCUCAUGGCUGAGAUUACAAGGGCCAAGGAGCACCCAGGAUUUGGUGAAUUCCUUCAGUGGUUAGUUGCCCGGUAUGAUCUUGAAGAUGAUCUCCCUGAUGAACACACAUGGGGUGCAGCUGAUGGCGACCCGUUAGAGGAUUUCAAGGACUUUGCCAGGUGGCUCGUUGAGACCAACCAAGGUUGCUGGGACACUUCUUGUGAUGACAACCCGCAGCCACUUGCAGACCUUGACAAGGUAUGGCCUGACAACCAGUUAGGCGACUCUCAGCUUUACCCUCCCGAGGAUGCCCCGUACCCUCCCGACAACUCUGAGGUGACUGAGGUGGUGGUUGGGUAUAUCCCAUACACCAAGACCUGGCCUGACCACAUGGCCCAUGUGAUGGAGGGUUGGGAGUGGUCACAGUGCUUUGUGCGUGCUGGUGGUUUCAUCAUAGAUUUUGUCGGGCCCAGUGAGCUCAAGCAUGUACCAGCCAGGUGCCAAUUCCCCCUUACCAUUUGUACUUGUCUCCCCGUCGAAGAUGGGUUGGAGGAAGGAGAAUGUGAGGAAGAGGAAGGUACCUAUGAGGACUACACCGAAUUCCCCGAGCAGGAUCCCAAGCCCACAGAGACCAAUGCAGAGGGCCAUGAUGAUGGCAUGUGGGAUGGCGAUGAUCAGGAUGGUGGUAAGUGGGGUACAGAGUUGGGGUGGGAUUUUCGAGACGAUGAUUCCUCAAACCACAAACUUUGCACUUACCCUGGCCCUGAAAGCGAUGAUUGCCACCAUGUCGAGACAGAACUGGAGCAAGUUAUGGAUGCCCUGGUUGCCAGUGAUGUGGAAGAGCUCGAGGCCAAACGCUGGUCUGACCCGGGAAAUGCCUGCCCUGAUUCUGGUUCGUGGAGUUGGGAUGACGACUGGUCAAGUAACCUCGAUUGGGGUCAGCCUGGAGUGCCAUUCAAUGAGGAAGAGGACAACCUGGAGACCCAUUCUGGAUACGAUGGCCAAGAAGGCUAUCCCAAUUGGAUGGAAGAAGCCAAUGACAAUUGGCGAAAGCCAGACGCCAACUGUGAUUGGGAUGAAGGCGAUUGGAGCAAGCCGGAGGUGCCCUUCGAAGAGGACAACUGCUACCCAAACACCGAUGGAUUCUGGAAAGGUGAUGUCGAUGGAGAUCAGCCCGAUGUGCCAAUGGCGGGGGAACUGUGCUACUACCCGUACGCUUAUUCUGAACAGUGGUCAAGCCCCUUGAAUGUAACCUUUCGGGAUCCUGCAAUUUGGGGUAUUAAGGUUCAGUUCCAUGCUGACUAUCUUGAAUUUGAGGCGAUUUCGAAUAUUGGGGCCCGUCUGAUGUGCCGGUCGAAAAGGAGGAGGCUGAGUUUGGAUAUUGGGAAGGAUCCUUUGCAAGCAAAACGACCUACCCUCAGGUAA